Acanthochromis polyacanthus (spiny chromis) is the source of this 4745-nucleotide messenger RNA. It is a transcript of the gene arhgap30, whose product is annotated as rho GTPase-activating protein 30. The transcript is spliced from 14 exons. The coding region runs from base 327 to 4115 and encodes 1262 amino acids. Lineage: Eukaryota; Metazoa; Chordata; Actinopteri; Pomacentridae. The record is from RefSeq and is a predicted model, not a curated record. Gene Ontology annotation, biological process: small GTPase-mediated signal transduction. Gene Ontology annotation, molecular function: GTPase activator activity.
UGCGUCAUCAUUUUUAUGCUGCUACUUGUGUGCCGAUGCAGAGUGAAGGGUGGAAGACAAACCAAAGUAUGUCCUAAUGCUGCAGCUUUUACAUGUUGACUCCAAAGCAACGCAGCUCACAGAGGAAACCACUUGCACCCAACAACAUGCACUGAAGUAAAGGAAGCAGCAGCAGCAGUAGCAGCACAGUCAAAUCUCUGAAAUGUGCAGCGUCUCUACAAAGUCACAUUAACUGAGUUGGGCAAGACAUCCAUCGCAGACAGCCAGACACAGAAACACAGAGCAGGUUGGUCUGAAUGUGAAGUGGAAACAAACCACAGGCAGAGAUGCGAAGAGUUCGACGAAAAGGAGUGAACAAAGAGAAGGUGUUUGGAUGUGACCUGCUAGAGCACCUGACCGUCUCCUCGCAAGAGAUUCCUCUGGUGUUGCGAUGCUGCAGUGAGUUUGUGGAGCAGAAUGGGAUUGUGGAUGGAAUCUACAGGCUGUCUGGAGUGUCAUCCAACAUUCAGAAGCUCAGGGGUGAGUUUGAGAGCGACGGGAGUCCAGACCUGAACAAGGAUGUGUACCUGCAGGACAUCCACUGUGUCAGCUCUCUGUGCAAAGCUUAUUUCCGAGAGCUGCCAAACCCUCUGCUCACAUACCAGCUGUACGACAAGUUUGCUGAAGCUGUGGCCAUCCAGCUGGAGGAGGAGAGGCUAGUAAAGAUCAGAGAUGUGCUAAAAGAACUACCAGCACCACAUUACAAGACUCUGCAGUUUCUGAUGCAUCAUCUCGUCAAAAUGGCUUCAUAUUCCUCAGAGACCAACAUGCACGCCAGAAACCUGGCCAUCGUCUGGGCUCCCAACCUGCUCAGGUCGAAGGACAUUGAGGCAUCUGGAUUUAACGGCACAGCAGCCUUCAUGGAGGUCAGGGUUCAGUCCAUUGUGGUGGAGUUCAUCCUCACACAUGUUCCUCAGCUGUUUCCUGAACAAGGUGUAUCAAACGAGAGGAGGAAGUCCCUCCCGUCGCCGUCCGCCAUGCCCAAUCAGAAUGAAAUCUUCUUCAGGUCCGGUCACAUUCAGCCGGUCACCAGCUUUGGUAACAUCAGCCCAGGAGAUGGUCCUCUUCCUAUUAGACCCUACCACGCUAUCAUCGAAGGCACAGACAAGAGGAAAGGAUCUCUCAAAGGCAGGAAGUGGAUGUCCAUCUUCAACAUCGGAGGACGAUUUCAUGACCCCCGGAGGAGACACAAACACUCAGCCAAAGAAAAAGAAACUUCUUCUUUGAGAUCCGCAAGAAGCAUGGACUCCCUCAACACCCCACCAUCAUUUCCAGCUGAAGGUUCCAGGCGUUCUGCCCAGCGUCCUCCUUCCACCAACAUGUCUGCCAUCACCACUCCCCCUGCUCAGUCCGGUUCAGACGCCUCGGUGCCUUCUGGUGCGAUGGGUGGCAGUGAAUACGCUGUGACGUAUCGUAGAGGAACAGGUUUAGUGAGCGGAGGUGCAGGAACUCAGGGAACCUACACAGCUCUCGACCCAGAAGGUUUAGGGAUUGCAGGAAAUGAGGGCGUCCAGUCCAGAUCCCCGGGACUGUCCACUAAAGUCGGCCGAAGAGCAGCCAUGCACAUCACAGGGCCCACCAUGGUCACUGUUCCACUACAUAUCACCUCCAACCUGGCGUUAGGGGUCCUGCAGGGGGGCGGCAGUGACAGGGUCAUCCACAGGGGAAGAGAUAAGGAUGGAGGAGACAAGGUGGAGGGUAAGGAGGCAGGAGAGAAGGUGGAAAAGAAGGAAAGCAGCAGGAUGGAAGAGAAGAUGGAGGAAGGUAGGAAGGAAGAGGAGAAGAGUCAAAGCAGCAAAGGAGCGGUGGUUGUGGAGGGGAAAACAGAGUCAGUGGAUGGUGCUGGUGAGGAAAAAGGUGGAGGAGUAGAAGACAAAGGAGGCGAGGAGGUGAAAGGAGAUUGUAGAUCGAAGCAGGAGCUGAUGGAAGCUCGAAGUUUGUCCAGAGAGCUGCGAAACAAAAGCGUCAACUCCAACACUGAGGGAAGUAAUGCAGACGAUGACAACGGCGAAUACAUGGAAAUGAAAGGGGUAGACCUGGCUGAACUUCAGGCAGUAGCGGCUCAACAUAGAGACGACGGCGUGUUUGAUGCUUCAGACAUCCUGAACUCCACAGAGGUGCAGGCGUACGACCACGAGCUGUCUGGCUAUGUUCAAGAUAACUUUGAAUUCCUGGACCAAAUGGACUGCAAUGUCCUGGACCAUAUGGACUGCAGUAUGGCCUAUCAGGCGAAUGAAUUCUCUGUUGAACCUCCUGGACACUCGGACGAUGAGUAUGAAGACAUGGAACAAGCUCAGACUUCACAUCACCCUGCAGAGGUUCAGUCAAGCCCCGAACCACUCAACCAGACCGAGUUAAAUCCACACAGGCCACUUAGCCUCGACAUCCCCAGUCGACACACUAAAUCACUCAGCUUACCGUACAUGACCUCACCGAUCCAUGGACCGGAGGAGUCUUGCUCUGAGGAUGAGGAUAAUGCAGAGGAUGACUUUGGUGAUAAUGAUUACACCGAUGACGAUGACGAUGACGAUGACGAGAACAUGUUUAUUAAAAGCCUUCCACCUAAUUUCUUUUUAAGCACUCUGGUUGGGUUUGACCCAGACACUGAAGCACAGCACAGGUCCGCUCUUGAUCCUGAACAUUACUUUCAGAGCUCGGAUGAACGAGACUGUGAGUCAUUGAACCCUGAACUCUCUGCAUGUAAAGAAACGGCUACUAGAGAUCAAACAGAAGUGAAACCAGAAGAAGAUGAAGAUAAAGUAGAAGAGAUAACAAAAAAAGAAGAGGAAGUUCACCAGGGACCAGACCAGCAGGAAGACAAUAUGCAAAGCACAGCAACAGAGGAGCAGCUGAACAGCAUGACAGACGCUGAAAGUGAAAAAUCUCUUGUCAGUUUAGAGGCAUCACCACCCUGCUGUGAGGAUCUUCCACCGCCAAGCGACGAGAACAAUGAUGAAUCAAGCUCUGUGGCCGGCAUCAAAGUCGAGGAGGAGAAGGAGGAGGUUGAAAUUCCACAGACAGAAACAGUUUCAUUAAAGGUUUCCGGAGACUUUUCUGAAAUGAUGUCUAGCAGCUCCUCUAGAGAGGAGAGAUGCUGUAGGGAGGCAGACAAAGAAACAGACGACAUGUACCAAGAGUUUCCUCUGGAAACAAAAGAAAUGCAUGAGAAUGUGCAGGAGAAACCUGUUGAGGGAACAGCUGACACAAAACACAAAGAGCAGAAAAGUGCAAUCUGUGGGACAAACAGUGACAUUUGGAAGGAACUUGAGGAGGUUAUAUGUGAAGUGAUAGAGGAUGAGGAAAGUGAGCAAUGUGAGAAAGAGGGUGGUGCUGGAUGGGCAGAUGUGGUCAAAGAUGGAGAGGAGGAAGAGCAGACGGCAAAGGUUUCAGGUGAAAAGAUGGUGGAAGUUAAAGAAGGAGAGAGAAACAAAACAGAAGUUAGAAUCGAAGUAGAGGAAGAGAGUGAGCUGGCAGACCCUGAGGAAGACGAGACUUGCUUUUCAAUGAAAAUCGAGUCAGAAGAAGCAACCGAGGUGAAGCAGGGCUCUAGUGAAGAAGCACAGCAGCAUGACGGAGAAGAAGUGGUUACAAAACAUCCAGAAAAAGAGAACAGUGACAAAGAGCAACGCAGAACUCUGCUGCUUCCAGAUAAACAGCUAAAGGAGGUCAGAUCUGAUACAGUAAGAGAGAGCAGAAAGUGUGAAACAAGUGGCCUAGGAGGCGUUGGAAGGCAGCUAGUCGUCUCCAAACAGCCCAAAGUUUACCAAGUCAAAGCAGUGCCAGUGGUGCCUCCGAAGCCUCAGCACUGCAAGAUCACGGCGCUGACGAUCCGACAGCAGCAGCAGCGAGAGAAGAGAGACAACACCCUGAGAGUCCCGGCAGAGCAGGACAAAGAUGAAAACGACAAACCGACGCUCCGAGGAGGCGACCGGGAGCGACGGAGGGACGAAGGCACCGGCAACAGAAACAGCCCCCUCAGCAUGUGUUUUGAUGAAGCCGUUGCCAUAGCAACCAUGAGGCGGGAAAAAGAGCGAGUGCGAGAAGGUGAACUAGAUGCAGACGGGUUGGGGAAGUGAAGCGAAUGUUUCUGUACAAUAUAUGAAUUAAAACAGAUGUUUCUGUACAAACUAUGUAGCAUAAAAAGUUGUAUUUUCUUAUGCUGGGCGAGAGUUUAAUUUCAGUACAACAACAGUGUCACUCGUCUAAUGCAGCUGAAGAGGAUGUUUCGGUGUUUAGGAAACUAGUAGUUUUUUCAAAGUAUGUUUGGGAGAAAGGAUUUUUUCCCCUUUUGUUAGACAGGAAAUAGGAAAAAGAAAUGUUGACUGAUAUGCAACAGAGGUUUCCCACUGGAUAAAUAAAUGAAAUUAAUAUAUAGAAGCAAAUAAUGAAGUGGAAUUUAAAGACAAAUGCUGCUCCAGCAUGACAAACCACCUUAUAAACUGAAAUUUUUAAAAUCUAAAUUGGUAUGAAAUCUGUAAAGCAAAACUUCCCAUUUUUUGAAAAGUCAAUUUAGAUCUAAAAUUUUUAUAAUUUUGCCCCAAAUACAGAGCAAAUUACAGCAGUCAUCUAAUUAUAGAAUACCUAAUAUAUGAACAGUUUAUCUUUAAAGUAUGGUUAGAAGAUAAUGAAUAGAAUGUAUCAUUAUGAUGAAUAUAAUGUCUGCAGGAGUUUUUUGGAUUGUGUGAAUAAAAAUAUUUUCAAGAUGA